Messenger RNA from Girardinichthys multiradiatus, 1359 nucleotides. Its product is annotated as extensin-like. The transcript is spliced from 2 exons. Lineage: Eukaryota; Metazoa; Chordata; Actinopteri; Cyprinodontiformes; Goodeidae. The coding region runs from base 1 to 1359 and encodes 452 amino acids. The record is from RefSeq and is a predicted model, not a curated record.
AUGAGUUGUGCAAAGAGGCCACACCCCCAUCCAGAGACGCAGACACACCUACAUCCAGGUCAGCCAAGCAAAAACGAUAGAGCCGAGCCAGACCGCAAAUCCGCCAGCGCCACAGCAACACCACACAUCCUUCUGUUCAUUCGUAGGGGCACGGCGAAGACCACUAACCCCAAACACACACAACCCACCAGGAACCAUCCAGCAAACGAGCAAACCCCACCCCAGUACGAGGCCGAGAAGCCUGACGCAAGUGCAGAGCUCAGCGACGCCCGCCCUGCCUCACCCACGCCCGGAGGUCAGAGCCGCCGCGCACAGGACCACCGCCCCAACACCACAGCACGCCAUACAGUGGAGGACGGAAUGCAGCAAGGACCACCCAAUGCAAAAGCUGCACACAAUGCUCACACUGCGCAAAAGCGCCCCCACCAGCCCCCCAAAAACAAAGCCCCCCGUGAAAGUGCACCACCACAAAAAGAAGACUUGCAGCAUCCAGGUCCUAGAACAUGCCCGACACCCAUACCCCUGCCAGAAGCAGCCCCGCAAGAAGACCCACCCCAAGGCCCACAAAAGGCAAGAGAGCCCACAGAGCCAAAACCCAUCCGGAAACCGAGACCAAUCCACCCCGAGACUAACCCCGGCCAGCCCGUACACUCGAACCAUGCAGACCCCUCCGAACCCCCUCCCCCAGACAGAAAAGGGACUGGCAUCAGUAACCAGAACCAAGACAAGGAACCAGAAACCGAGCCAGAACCACCAAAGACCAAACGAUGCCCACAACCAUCCAAGGCCAACCACCCAUCCCCACCCCAGAAGGAAACCUACACCCACCCCAACAUUCGAACUCCCAGAGCACAUAAGACAUUGGACACCCAGGUUGACCCCGCCCCACCCCCUCCCGCAGACCCUCUGCCCCCGCAGCAGAAUGUGCUCCUUGAAGGAAGGAGCACCUGCAAUGAGAUGGGACCUACCCGCCAGCUUCGGAGGCCCUUAUACCCACCGGUACACCAAAGGUCCUCGAGCCAGGGCCGGGCGCCUGGGAAUGCACCAGCCCAAAACCCCGGCGACAUACCCGCCAGGACCCAAGACCCCCAAGGCCCAGCCAGGACCCUGGCCCGGGGGGCAAUGUCCGUCGGCGCAGGCCCCCCGAAAGAGUCGCAUGCAGCUACCAGAUGUCUCCCUCAAGAGCCACCAAAGCCCCAACCCGGCCAGGACCACAGCCCCCAGCGCCAGAGCCCCCAGCGAUCCCAGCCCAGGUACACCCCAAAUGCCCCAACCCAGACACCCCCCCGAAUCCGCCACAACGCCCCACAGGAUGAAGCCAAGGGCGCCCCACCCCCACUAGGCGAUGGAGCCAAUUAA